AAUGGCUUAAGAAAAGGAGAUUGAAAUAAAAGAAGAAAAAGAAUAAACUUAAGAACAUAAUCAUGAUCAUCCUCAUGAACAUGGCCAUUCAGAUUCUGAUGAUGGUCACAAUCAUUAAGGAGGAGAUGACAAAGACAAGAAGGCUAAUAGAGGAGAAAAAAAAUUCAAAAAGGCAAUGCUUAAAUUAGGAAUGAAACCAGUAGCUGGAAUUAAUAGAGUAACAAUAAAAAGAGGAAAAUAAUUUCUUCUUUAUAUUGAUAAUCCAGAAGUCUUAAAAUCAGCCAAUGUAGAUAAUUCUUAUAUUGUGAUUGGUGAAGCUAAAGUACAUGACCCAACAGGUUAAAUUGGCAAAAAAGAAGCUGAAAAUCUAGCUUAAUAAGUGUAAUAUUCAAUUUAUAUCUUAUAGUCCUAAAUAAGAAGAAAACAAGGAACCAAAGCCAUCUGAAACUACAGAAUAAGUAAGUGAUGAAGGUAUUCCAGCAGAAUCUAUCAAAAUGGUUAUGGAGCACUGCAAAUGCGAUAGAAGUAAAGCUGUGGAAGCUCUUAGAAAAUCUGAUAAUGACACAGUACAAGCAAUUCUCACCUUAACUGGAUGAUC
Paramecium pentaurelia is the source of this 598-nucleotide messenger RNA. NCBI's taxonomy places the organism in Eukaryota, Ciliophora, Oligohymenophorea, Peniculida, Parameciidae. The record is from the annotation of a GenBank genome assembly.